Molecule: messenger RNA, 2521 nt
Organism: Aspergillus wentii DTO 134E9
Lineage: Eukaryota; Fungi; Ascomycota; Eurotiomycetes; Eurotiales; Aspergillaceae
Exons: 3
Coding region: 299-2209 (636 amino acids)
Source: RefSeq, a predicted model, not a curated record
AACACCUUAAGCUCAAGUAUCUACCUAUAUUAUCUUCAUAAGUUACAGGAACGAGAAGACUCAACAACGCCGGCAUACAUCUAGACCUGUGUCCAACGUGCCCUCUCAUGAUUUAUAGAUACAUGGUAUCUACCCACCCCCUACGAGAAAGCUUAUCUAUAUUUGUUGGGAAAUGAAACGGGAGCUUUGGAAGAUGGGCCACUGAUGAUUCAUUGGUGGUUUGCAGUCUUAUUUCAAUGCCCCAGUUAAAUAACAAUAAACUUGCAAUACCUUUCACCUGCCUGUCAUUCCGAGGAAAAUGUCACGCAGUGCGGAUAUCCCAUCCCAGUCUGAAACCCCGAGAAGAUUCUUAGCUCAGCCCUUCGAAACUUCCUCAUGGAACUCCAACAAAGGAUACCAACGAAUGCCAAAUUCAACGGACACUGAGUUAUUAAACGAGGCGGCCGAACCAGAAAGCAAUUCACCAUCGGGCCUACAUGCAAGAGCAGGGACUGUGUCGCAUCGUCUCUCCCAUGACUCAAGCCUAUCUAAACCUUGUGAGGGCAAUGUGAGCUGCAGUUACUCUAAGUCUCUCGGUGACCAUCAGCCGCACCCUAUUUCUAAAUGGCGAGUUAGGAGGCCUCUCCCGGAGCCAAUAGAGACCACGAAAACGAACAAACGACGAGUUGAAUUAGAGCCAAGGCUAUCCUUAGGCGACAAUGACAGGCUGCAGAUUGGCCCAAGGAAAUUUGAGCCCCAGCUCAUAGAAACAAACACGCGCUCGUUUCGCAAAGGAGAACCCUCACGCAACCUUGACCACGAUAGCAUAUCAAAUAUUCUCUCAGAGCACUCAAACCAAGUAAAUACCCAUCAAUGUGCAGGCCAGCCAACACGCGCUGCUGUCCAUGCGGUCCCUGAAUCCAAGUUUUCAUACACAAAUCUUUUACGACGCCAGGAGACAAGGAGGCAUUCAUAUCGGGUUCCAGAUCUUCCCGCAAUUCCUUCGAACAGUAGCGAAGUUUCCGAUGGCUCUGGGCCACCGUCUCUGUCCACCUCCCCGUCUGCUUCAUCUGGUGCAUCCCCGAAACCUUCAAAAGUAACGGACCGGCGUCGAGAGAGUUGUGAUGAAAAGGUAUCAGGCUAUCUACUUUCACUUGCUGCACGUUCUGCAGAAAAGCAGUUGAAAGAACAGGCACUGGCUGCUUUCCCUAACGAACAAGUUUACCAACCCGUUGACCACUUCGCUAUUGAUAGAGAAGAUGAGUCCUCAAAUGAAGGAGAAUCGCCAGGUUGUACAGCUAACCAAACCUCUCACCGACGGGCAUCUUCUGUGGAUCUCUCUUGGGAACUCGAAUACAUGCGCCAGCAUAAAGAGGAAGCGGUGAUGAGGAAUCGAGCCGUGGUCGAAUCUCAGGAAUCACAAUUCUCUUGCACUGCCAUGAGAGCUCACCCCGAUUUUCACUGUGCCGAAUACCCCGAAGGUUUCCACAAAGAGUCAGCAAGGACUAGGCACGGUGCAAGUCCACCGAUGCUGGGUAAUGACCUUAUUUUCCCACAAAGUCUGUCUCCAGAAACAACUUUAUGUGAAAGUGCCACUGGAAUUUCCCGUCUCCAAGAUAAAUACCAGAAAUAUUGCGGCGGUCUCUGGUCUGCGGAUCUUCGCCAAGAUUCUAAACGUGGGGGGGGUGGCCUUUGGAUGGGAACAUGCGGCAAAGUCGAGCUCAAUCAUAAAUCGCAAGACAAAUUGCUUCCUGGAGUUGUGACCCCAAUCCACUAUUUCAAUGAAGAAUCUCGCAUGUGCUUGGAUGGCAUUAACACAACAGCAAAGCAUCUGGACCAACAAACUUCUACCCCUUUAAACCAAGACGCUGGCUUUGAUUAUAGCAUCCCACAUGAUUCCGGUAAAGAGUUCCAUGAUGGGGUUGUGACCCAGAUCUACAACUACCUUUCAUUAGGAUACCCGUGCGUCGCUCGUUAUUAUGACUCUGAACUCAGCAAGAUUUCGGGUAUCUCAGUAGAAGAACUCAGGCGUGAUGAUUUAAACACAGAUGCUAGGGGUUAUUUUGGAGUUACCGAAAACACUAAAGCUAAUGGACGUACAUGCAUGCGUUGGGCGGCUUUGCGUUUAUAUAUACACGAGUGGAUCAAGCAACAACCAAGAAUGAUGGAGAACGACAGCAACUGUGAAGCCUGGGGUGUUCGUGAGCGAAGGGGAAGCUGGGCAGUGUGAAGUAAUCCUUUCCUUCUACAAUGUCUUCUAUGCUGCGGAGUCUCUGAAGAGCCACAUUGUCUCCAUCACUCACCUAUCUGUAUCGCCCUUGCCACACCAAGCGAUAGUUAGAGAAACUGUUCAACAACACGAAGGGUACCUGGUAUCUUGAGGAAUUUAGACUGUGCCUGCCCAGCCCAUUUUACAUCUGUUGCAUGCCUACUGGAUUCUGCCUUGCUAUUGGAAGACUAGGAAGGCACUAAGGAUCGCCCAUUAGGACAAAAUGGGAAAUUGAAUAAUAAUGAUUUAAAUGCACAUCGAUCAAUAGCCAGC